This is a messenger RNA of Chlorella variabilis, 756 nucleotides long. RefSeq names its product expressed protein. Gene Ontology annotation, cellular component: membrane. The record is from RefSeq and is a predicted model, not a curated record. The transcript has 4 exons. Lineage: Eukaryota; Viridiplantae; Chlorophyta; Trebouxiophyceae; Chlorellales; Chlorellaceae. Bases 1 to 756 code for a protein of 251 amino acids.
AUGAAGCGCGCGUGUAUAGUCCACGACUGGGUCAACCUGGUGCUGGUGCCCAUCAUCGCGGCAAUGACGAUGGCGGGGCUGGUGGGCCUCAUCGACCCCGCCCUCGUCACCUACGCCUUCAUCGCUUAUGUGGCGGGAGACUUUGUGUGGGUCUUCCUGCAGCCCGAGGCGGUGCCCUCGCUGCCCACCGUCAUCCUGGCGCACCACGCCGUCACCUGCGUGCUGCUGUGCGUGCCGCUCAAGCGCCCCCACCUGCACUGGUAUACGUGCGUGGACGGCCUGGUGGAGCUCAACACCUUCUUCCUCAUCGCCCGCCGCCAGUUCCGCUCCCGUACCACGCGCAAGGUGUUCAGCUGGCUGUACUGGGCCUCCUUCCUGUCCAUGCGCAUGGUACUGUACCCGCUGAUGGUACCGCUGUUCUGGCGGGAGAUGCAGAUGACAGAGGAGGCGCCCUGGUGGGAGGUGCUGGCCUGCGUGGGAUCCCAGACCAUCCUCUGUAUGUUCAACGUCGUACUGCUGGCCCUCAGCGUGAUGAACUGGCGCAAGCGGCGCGCCGCCGCGGGCGAGACCAAGGACGGCGCCAGCGCCGGCGCCGCCGCCGGCCAGCGCGCGGCGGGCAAGGCGCCCGGCGCCGCCGCAGCCGGGCUGAAGCAGCGCGUGCGGCAGCGCGGGGGCAGCCCCGACGAAGGCGAGCUGGUGCCGGCCGUCAAGGGCGCCGCCGCGGCCGCCCUUGCGCUCAAGGCCCGCGCGGUGUGA